ACCUAGGGAUGUUUAUAGUACUAGUCUUGUUGGUUGCAUUCCUGGCUUGGGCAUGGCAAGCCAUCCGCCCUCCGCCUCCCAAAAUCUGCGGCAGCCCCGGCGGCCCACCUGUAACAGCACCUAGAAUAAAGCUCAGGGAUGGAAGGCAUUUGGCCUACAGGGAGCAUGGAGUGUCAAAAGAAGUGGCAAGAUAUAAGAUUAUUUAUAUUCAUGGGCUCAGAACUUGUAGACAUGAUCUAGUGGUUGCAGUAAACAUCUCUCAAGCAUUUUUUGAAGAACUUGGACUCUACGUUUUGUCCUAUGACAGACCAGGCUAUGGAGAAAGUGAUCCACAUCCGAAACAAACAGUGAAAAGUUUGGCUUUAGACAUAGAAGAGCUUGCUGAUCAGCUGGACUUCGGAUCCAAAUUUUAUAUAAUGGGUAAUUCUAUUGGUGGCCAGCUUGUUUGGGGCUGCCUCAAGUAUAUUCCUCAUAGGCUUGCAGGAGCAGCACUACUGGCUCCUGUGGUGAACUAUUGGUGGGGAGGAUUUCCUGCGAAGAUGUUAAGAGAGGCCUAUUACAGAGAGCUGCCUCAAGACCUGUGGGCGAAUCGAGUGGCUCACUAUAUCCCAUGGCUAACCUAUUGGUGGAACACCCAGAAGUGGUUUCCUGCAUCAACCGCUGUGGUCGGUAACAUUAAUACAUUAUCUCCUCAGGAUUUUCAAAUAAUCUCCAAGAUUGUUGGGACAAACAUGUCUAAGACACAAUUUUUCAUGCAGACGCAGGCAACGCAGCAAGGAGUAUUUGAGUCGAUGCAUCGUGCACUGAUGAUUGGAGUUGGCAAAUGGGAAUUUGGUCCAAUGGAUAUUGAGAACCCUUUUCCAAAUAAUGAAGGCUCAGUUCAUGUGUGGCAGGGUGAUGAAGAUAGGAUAAUGCCAGUUACUCUGCAACGCUAUAUUGCCAACAAACUUCCAUGGAUUCAAUACCAUGAGGUACCAGGUGCUGGUCAUCUCUUUCCAAUUGGUGCUGGAAUGAGUGAAGUCAUCAUAAGGGCACUUGUGUCUGGGGACAAGUAGCCCACUUUUGAUUGUAUUGGGUAAAUAAAAAAGAGCACCAUAU
Messenger RNA from Corylus avellana, 1098 nucleotides. RefSeq lists its product as uncharacterized. Lineage: Eukaryota; Viridiplantae; Streptophyta; Magnoliopsida; Fagales; Betulaceae. The record is from RefSeq and is a predicted model, not a curated record.